AAACAGGGUAGGCAUAAAGUCAUAAAGUAAAGAAUUGAAAGAAAUUCAGUAGACCAGAACGAAAAUAACUAGAUCUAGAAUUAUAGAUCUAGAUCUAGAAUCUAUAGCCUGCAAAUCAUUUCGUUUUGUGAAGUACAUCACAUGCUGGCAACAAAAUGGCAAUAACAAGUUACAGUUCAGCUCAGAGAAUUGCAUUUGCUGGUCUUGUUAUUGGAUUUUUGCUUUGUACCAUUGGUGCUAUUGCUCCUUUUUGGCAAGCUGGGAAAGUUACCACAAAAGAUGUUGGUAAAAUUAUCCCAGAUGUUGGAGAGGGGAAGAUUGUUAACUCUGUUGUAAAUAAUCUGGUGCCAGAAGUGGAAUUAGUGUCUGUUUAUGGAGGUCUGUGGUGGUGGUGUGAAGAUAACAUUUUAACUGGUCGGUCUUGUGAAAUGUACAAGUUGGAAGAAGGCGCUGGUAGAGAUUGGGCUAUUCGCAUCACAGCAGUGGUCAAUGUCUUUCUUGCACUGACCUGUGCAUUAGCUGCUCUCUGCCGUAGCUGUUGUUGUGGAGGUGGGAAAACAGUGUGCCAUGGUGUCAUUGCAUUUGUAGCUGGUGCUGCAGGUGUAGCAUGUGUGGCCAUCUUUGCCAGCAGUGACGGAUACGGAAUGAAGUUCUUUAAAGUGGAUUGGGGCUGGGCAUUCUUUGUGUACGCUAUUGGAAGUGCCUUAGUCGUCACUGUUUCAUUUAUUCUCUGUUUCGCCUCCCCAAGCAGUCCUUUUGCUGGAAUGGUAAUCAGUGGUGUCAGUCAUAUUCUACCCAAUGGUUACACACGCAUGCAGACUGACCAGGUCGGUCUGACCCAGCCAUCAGAGUUCCAGAAUGAGGUUGUGUACCCACAAUCUGCCCGUUAUUAGUGUGGAGCAGCUGGAUUGUGGAGGGUAUGGAUGUCUCAUAACCCUGAUGUUGCUGAACUGAAGUGUCAUCUUGCUGAUGUUGCUGAACUGAAAUGUCAUCUUGCUGAUGUUGCUGAACUGAAAUGUCAUCUUGCUGAUGUUGCUGAACUGAAAUGUCAUCUUGCUGAUGUUGCUGAACUGAAAUGUCAUCUUGCUGAUGUUGCUGAACUGAAAUGUCAUCUUGCUGAUGUUGCUGAACUGAAAUGUCAUCUUGCUGAUGUUGCUGAACUGAAAUGUCAUCUUGCUGAUGUUGCUGAACUGAAAUGUCAUCUUGCUGAUGUUGCUGAACUGAAAUGUCAUCUUGCUGAUGUUGCUAAACUGAAGUGUCAUCUUCCUUAUGUUGCUGAAGUGUUUUUGUCAAAUAUUUUACUUAAUUUUUUAAUUUAAUUCAUGUGCUAUGAUAAAUCAACCUAAAGCUUUGAGUUGUUUUGCAUGCCUUUAGUUUUAAGUACACUAUACAGUUGAGUCAGUGAACAGGUGCCAAGAAUUUAUCAAUGAUAAGGUCACCUACUAUACACCCACUAGAUCUGACUAUUGCUUCCAUUGUACCAAUAGCUUUACAUUAUUAUCUUUGUAUUUUUUCUAAAGAUGUUUUGUAAUUUUGUUAUUACUUCUUCAUAUUUAUACAGUACUUUUCAAAUAAUUAAAACUAGUUGAAAAUUACUGUAGAUACUUUUUUCCAGUUAGGAUAAAAAUUAUUAAAAAUCACAUAACGCUUGAAGAAAAAAAUUACGUUUAAUUUGUACGUUUUUAAAAAAAUAUUUCAAAUACCCGUGCAAUUAAGAACUGUCUAGGAAAUGAUUUAAACUUAACUUUUGAGUAUUUUUUUCAAAGGCACAUCUAUAAGUAGCAGCAUUUUUUAAAAUGUUAGUUUUUUGUAGCUUGCAAUGGUUAGUUUUUCAUUAUUCGUUGCUUUCUUUAUUGUUCUCUAAUAAUAUCUGAGAUUUUAAAAAUCUCAUUUUGAAGAAAAAUCUCCACACCAUUUAAUGACAGUUUUAAAUCGAUAGUCAUGAAAGUUGAAUUUUAACUUUAAACCUUUUCAGUUUGUAAAUAUACACCAGAUUAUUUCUUACAAAGUUUAGGAUUUCUGUGUAAGUUGAAAUCUAUGAUUAUUUUUCUGUGUUAUAUUAUUUCCAAUACUUGUGUUCUUGCUGAUUUUCGGUUAUAGUCAGUAUUCUGGGUUCUAGCUUUUUGUAUUUUACUGUAAGUUUAUUUAUAAACACCAUUUAAGGACAGUUUUAAAUCUCUAGUCAUGAGAGUUGAAUUUUAGCUUUAAACCUUUUCAGUUUGUAAACACCAGAUUUAAAAAGUUUAAAUCUAUGAUUAUUUUACUGUUAUAUUAUUUCCAAUACUUAGGACUUGUGUUAUUGCUAAUAUUUUUGUUAUAGCCAGUAUUCUGGGUUCUAGUUUUACUGUAAGUUUAUUUAUAAACACCAUUUAAGGACAGUUUUAAAUCUCUAGUCAUGAGAGUUGAAUUUUAGCUUUAAACCUUUUCAGUUUGUAAACACCAGAUUUAAAAAGUUUAAAUCUAUGAUUAUUUUACUGUUAUAUUAUUUCCAAUACUUAGGACUUGUGUUAUUGCUAAUAUUUUUGUUAUAGCCAGUAUUCUGGGUUCUAGUUUUACUGUAAGUUUAUUUAUAAACACCAUUUAAGGACAGUUUUAAAUCUCUAGUCAUGAGAGUUGAAUUUUAGCUUUAAACCUUUUCAGUUUGUAAACACCAGAUUUAAAAAGUUUAAAUCUAUGAUUAUUUUACUGUUAUAUUAUUUCCAAUACUUAGGACUUGUGUUAUUGCUAAUAUUUUUGUUAUAGCCAGUAUUCUGGGUUCUAGUUUUACUGUAAGUUUAUUUAUAAACACCAUUUAAGGACAGUUUUAAAUCUCUAGUCAUGAGAGUUGAAUUUUAGCUUUAAACCUUUUCAGUUUGUAAACACCAGAUUUAAAAAGUUUAAAUCUAUGAUUAUUUUACUGUUAUAUUAUUUCCAAUACUUAGGACUUGUGUUAUUGCUAAUAUUUUUGUUAUAGCCAGUAUACUGGGUUCUAGCUUUUUGUAUUUUACUGUAAGUUUAUUUAUAUACACACCAUUUAAGGACAGUUUUAAAUCUCGUCAUGAAAGUUAAAUUUUAGCUUUAAAACUUUUCAGUUUGUAAAUAAACACCAGAUUAUUUCUUACAAAGUUUAGGAUUUCUGUGUAAGUUUAAAUCUAUGAUUAUUUUGCUGUGUUAUAAUAUUUCCAAUAUUAAGGGCUUGUGUUCUUGCUGAUUUUUUAUUGUAGCUUUUUGUAUUUUACUGUAAAUUUAUUUAUAUACACCGGUGAAUUUUUUUUAUGAAUUUUUUUUUUCGUUUCUGUUUACAAUUUUAUUUAAUUCAUUUGGCUGAUAAAGUUGUCAAAAUAUUUCUUCAAACAAAUUAAUAUAGGGUAAAUUCUCGAUGUAGGUUUAACAUUAAACAUUUCCCAAUUUUGUCACUGUAAAUGUAUUUGUAUAAAAAUUGGAAACAA
This is a messenger RNA of Physella acuta, 3428 nucleotides long. RefSeq lists its product as uncharacterized. The record is from RefSeq and is a predicted model, not a curated record. NCBI's taxonomy places the organism in Eukaryota, Metazoa, Mollusca, Gastropoda, Physidae.